AUGCCUGGCUUUUUAUCGCCAUACCGUGGUGAGAGGUACCAUCUAAAUGAGUUUCGUAAUCAACGUCGACAACCAAGAAACAAGAAUCAAAUGUUCAAUUACCGACACUUCUCACUGCGCAAUGUGAUUGAGAGAUGCUUCGGUGUCUUGAAGGCUCAUUUUCCAAUUUUGAGAGAGAUGCCUCCGUAUUCAACUAAGACGCAGAGAUACAUCCCCAUUGCAUGCUGUACAAUACACAACUGGAUAAGGACACAUUCUCAAAAUGACACAUUGUUCGCUGAAUGGGCCAAUCCAGAUCGUAUCAUUGAAGAUAAUGGGCCUAGUGGAGGUGAUAGUAGCAGCUCGACACAUGCAGGAAGUAGUUCUCAGCAACCAAUUGACUUAGACAUUAGUCAACCCCAAUUACGUCAAAUGUCUGAUGUAAGGAAUCAAAUUGCUGGUCAAAUUUGGGAAUCUCUCGGAAACAAUUGA
Messenger RNA from Camellia sinensis, 471 nucleotides. The record is from RefSeq and is a predicted model, not a curated record. Lineage: Eukaryota; Viridiplantae; Streptophyta; Magnoliopsida; Ericales; Theaceae.